Messenger RNA from Dichomitus squalens LYAD-421 SS1, 1216 nucleotides. Its product is annotated as WD40 repeat-like protein. Gene Ontology annotation, biological process: mRNA export from nucleus. Gene Ontology annotation, molecular function: protein binding. Gene Ontology annotation, cellular component: THO complex part of transcription export complex. The transcript is spliced from 8 exons. NCBI's taxonomy places the organism in Eukaryota, Fungi, Basidiomycota, Agaricomycetes, Polyporales, Polyporaceae. The coding region runs from base 1 to 1080 and encodes 359 amino acids. The record is from RefSeq and is a predicted model, not a curated record.
AUGUCUCAUCAGCUAUUGAACGCGACGUCGAAGGACGAAGACGAGAUACCACCACCGGAGCGCCCGCCCUCGCCUCCACCGCACACCACCUUCGCUGCUCGAGGCCUCCAUGCCCCCACGUUUUCGGCCUUCCGGCCGCGAGACAUUCGCCUUUCCCACCAACAGGCGAUGAACCAUAUCGCUUGGAGCUGUGAUGGGAGAAAGUUAGGAGCGGUGGGUGUCGACAAGACUGCGAGAGUAUGGGCAAUGGAAAGGGCUGUCGAGAUGCGUUCCGCGACUACUUUCCCUGGGGGCCACAGUGAAGACAUCGAUUACAUUGCGUGGAACCCCACUCAUCCUGAGCUCUUCUGCACAUCAAGUCAGAAGGACAGGCGGAUAGUGUUCUGGGACGGUAGACAAAGUCGUCAUGUGCAGCAGAUACAGCUCAAGCCUUCACCUGUUCAGCUGAGCUAUUCACCAGACGGGAAGACAAUUCUCUACACUACCACCAACAGAUAUCUUGGCGUGUUGACGUUCGGGAAGGAGGGAGACGAAGCCAAAGAACAGUGGCGAGUAGCGGACACGAACGGAAAAACGAUAUACGGGUCCACAACCACCUUCAAUCAUGCCGGAGAUGGUCUAAUCUUGACGACGCAGUCGGAUCCUGCCAUCAGAGCCCUCGAUUACCCUGGCUUGAAUUUGCUGCAUAGUAUUCCUGGGCACGUCGGCGGAUGCGUGACUACCGCACUUGAUCCCAGGGGAAGAUAUCUCGCAUCCGGAGGGAAUGAUUCCAUAGUCAACCUGUUCGAUAUGUCAGACUGGAUCUGCGCCCGCACGAUCACCGUCUGCGAUAACGCCAUCAAUGCCCUAAGCUUCUCCCACGACGGGGAAUUCAUAGCCAUCGCAAAUGCCGGUAACUACAUUGACAUUUGUGCUACGGAAACAGGUAUGCCAUUGCAUCGUGUUCCCGCUCUCGGGCCCGCACCGUCGGUGGCUUGGCAUCCUUCAAAGCAUGUUAUCGCGUACUGCGGGCAAACAAAAAUCAGGGAAGGUGGUCCUCCGCCAUCAGCUUGGAUUAGUCUAUUUGGACCGGGAAUGUAGAGUUGCACCCUGAGCUUAACCCAAACUCACCGUACAUAGGAUGAUAAUCACGGUCCUGACUUGUGCAAGGGGGUCGACAACACUGCGAUGUGGUAACGUAGAUCGAUUGACAACAAUGCAUAUGGACACGACAGCG